AGAACGGCAGAAUAUCCUCCACAAAAUAGCUCAGUAUAUAGCAGUCGUUGUGUCACUUGGUAUAGCUAAAUAUUUGUUUUUGUAAUAUUUAGUAUACGAGUUUUAGGUAUGAUCAGUCAUGAAUUAAAAUGCUUUAUUCUGCGAACAAAUAAAUAAACUGGCCCAACUAAAGGACAGCAUGACAAUUAGAUAUUCGAUCGUGUGAUUAGUCAUGUAACGCAAUGCAAAAUAAUAAUAGUUUGACUUUUGCCAAAACUAAAAGAAAAUAAUGUGGCUCAUACACUUAUCCAGCAGCCAACGGAAGGUGCAACCUGAAGCUUCCGUGUAACAGGUUUACUGUUCUUGCUGUUGACAAAAUAAUGUAUCUUAAUUACUCCAGUAAAGUGUCUAAUUGUAAAAUCUGUAAUCUAUAAGAUUAUUUUUAUUGAAUAUAUACUACUCACCAAAUAGACUAGAUAUGUAACUUUAGCGGUUGCACGGCAACACAAUCUAUCACCACGUAUCAUAAAUAUUUAUUUUAAUAUUACUGUUAAUUUCCAGUAAAUCUUAUGUAAAAUGACCUAUACUGAACUGCCAUUGUCCCAAAACGUCGAGUCGAACUUCAGUCGUGUUUGUUUCAUAUCAAUACAUAAUUCUGGUGCAAAAAUAAACGACAGCCACGCGACAAACAAACAUUUCAUGUGUUUUCGUUCACUGUUCACUGUUUCGAAAUAUAAUGCACUCUUUACAGCCCAGUCACAAGGGACUAUUUUCUAAAAACACGGCGCAUAAUAUCAAUAGAUGCGCCUUAGGCGCUUCCUCCACGGGCGCAUGACGUCACCCAUUUGAACCUGACAAGCAUUAUGAACAACCGCUGGAUAAUCGCGAACGUCAAAGCUGGCAUCAAGCGGACCUAGUGAUAAUCUGUGCGCGUGGCCAUAAAACGCCUGCUUCACUUAUUAGGUUCCUGACUGUUAGGUAAGAAAAACAAGAAAAACCACAGUAACUUCAGUUGCACGAUUUCCGGGAAGACGGGGGAGGGGUCGUUCACGCAGCCAAUCAGAAGCGACUUCCUGUUUAAACGUGCCAACUGGGGUCGGGAAGGACCCUGACGUCGACUCGCUAUCCUGGGGCGAAGUACCGCUGCUCUCAGCGCUCAAACUGGCUAAGUUAGUGUUCUCGCUGGAGCCAGGUAAACACAUUCAUGGGAAGCCAAGAGGAGAGAGACUGGGUGGACGUGGCCAAUGAUCUUCUCAGCAAAUGUCACAUCAGCCUGAGGUUGGCGAAGGUGACGGACUGCGGCGCCAGUGUUUUUGUAGCCCUUUAUCAAGCAAUAUUAGGGGAAAAGGUUCCAGACUACAUUGCUGCACCAAGGAGUCAGGAGGAUGACGUUCACAACGUGCAGUCUGUGAUUGACUCUCUGGCUUUGGACUACCUCCAGAUAAGCUUGUCUCACAUCACAGGUGAAAAUGUUGUGAGAGGGGACAAAGAAUCCAUCAAGAAUCUGCUGGAAAUUUUUGAUGGCCUGCUGGAAUAUCUCACCGAGCAAGUAAGCGAAGAGGAAUUAGCAGAUGAAGGUGAGCUGCACCACACGGCCAGCAAGGUGGGGACAUCCACCGAGCAGCAGCUGGAGCGCCUGUCUCAGACGUCAAGCGUGCCGUCUACCACCUAUUCCAGCAAACACUCGGACAGCUCGGAGUCGACGGCCGAGCUCAUCCGCCUGGGAGACUCUGCUCGCACUUUCAUGGCCAGUCAGGAAGAAAGGAUCAAUGGUGUCCAUCAUGCAGACAUUUCCUGGUCCAGGCUGGAGGUGGAAGCACCUCAGGACAGAGUGCAAGAGCUGGCCGGUUUACCUGAAGGGCUGGUCUCCACAGGCGCCUCCUUUCCCAACUCCUCUCUACUGAAGGAGCCCCUGCAUUCGGCCGUCGCCCUGCAGCCCCCUUACCAGACCACCCCUCGCCGACCGGAUCGGCUGGCCCACUCCGGUGCUCUGUCUCCAACCAGCAUGCCCAGCCAGAGAGGGGCCGAGGUGGAGGACGAGGACCAUCCCGCCGUCUCUGCUAAAUGCCAGUCCCCCAGGUCCCAGCCUGACAGCCUUCCUGCUAAUGGGAUUCCCUCUCCCCGACUGUCCCCCGAUCGGAGCGAGGCCUCAAUGUCCAGUCAGAGGAGAGGCAGCGCAGAGGUGGGCGAGGACCUGACUGAGGCCUCCAGGCUCGGGCCUAGGAGAGUACUGUUUCAGACCCAGCCUGCCGUCGUCCCAAUGACGCUGGCUGAUGUAACUGGAAUGAGCGACAGCAAGGCGGGCACCAAGCCACGCCCCUUACCGCCGCGGCAGCAUCCCAAGGGCCGUCCGCGCCGUACUCCCCUCGGCAAAGGGCCCACGGAGGUUCAGGAGGAGCUGGACGAGCCCCUGUCCCAGCGCACGCGGCGCAACCGCGAGGCGGAGCACGAGCUGCACCAGAUGUCCGAGAAGCUGUCGCGGCGUCUGGAGGAGCUCGACUCGAUGCUGAAGAGAGCCCUGGGGGAGUCUCUGGAGACUAGCGGCACCAGGGAGGAGGACAAGCAGUCCCAUCACAGCGACAGCAUCAUGGAGUUCCGAGGGACCCAGAGGCACAGCGGUCAGGAUACAGCACCCACCCCAAAGUCACCCCGCACACGCUCGCUCUCCCCGUCGCCCCCACCGAUGCACCAUUUCCUGGAGGCCCCGCUAGAGGGCACUCUUGCCAAAGACUUACAGCAGUACGGGUCUCAAGUACGACAGCCGGAGCCACAGAGCCAGCGGCUUGGCAAGGUGGUGGGAAAUGCCAAUGAAGAAGAGCGGAAGCAGUUUGAGGAGAGGAAGAGGGCGGAUAUCGAGGAGACCCGGGGACAGGCCCGGGAGGCGCAGGAGAGAGCAUACCGGGAAGCCGUACUGGGAGAGGUGCCCCACCCCCGAAAACCAUCGCGCACGUACAGCCCCAAAGUGACUGCCCAGCACCGGACAGCCAGGGCGUGCCACUCGACCCAUGGCAGAGGGAGAGCGCUUCCUCUGAAAGCUGCCCCCAUGAAGGUGAAGGACAAUGACCUGCUGCCCAUCCUGCUGGAGGAGCUUCCCCAUCUACAGCUCUCCCCACACACCCUUACUCGCAUGUGGAAGCAGCAGAUGAAGCAGGUGGACCGACUGGCCCCCCAGCCGAACCAUCGAAGUCGCAAUAAACAAGCUAGCCAGAUAGAGGAGGCGCAAAGGAGGCAAGACCUGUUGGUGGAGAUCAUCCGCAAAGAGCAGGAACACAACCAGCGGCUGCGCGACUUCAAGGAGCGCAUCCAGCAGCAGAAGUCGGCCCAGAACAAGCUGCGGGAGCAGAGGCUGCAGGUGGCUCGUGCCAGGAAGUACCACAAUGACCACCACGUGCAGUUCCGCGCCCGCCUGAUGAGGGCCCGCUCGCGGGAGGAGAGGAUGUUCAAGCAGAUCUUGGAGGAGGGCCUAGAGCUACAGAAGGCGCAGCUGAGAGAACAGCGUGCUUACGCCAAGGAGCAGAGGCAGGAGCACCAGCGGCGGCACCGAGACGAGCUGGAGUCCAUGGAGAACUAUUACAAGGACCAGUUCUCACUGUUGGCUGAAACUCUCGCACAAGAACGACAUGAGAUCCAGGUGCGAAAGAAGGCCCAAGGAAAGGCUCUGCAGAAGAUGAGGCGAGAGCUGCGAGCCAAGAUGGAGCGCGAGAUCGGCGAGCUACAGAAGAUCAUCAUCCAGAACGACGACGACACCUUCUUCCGGGAGCUCGAGGUGGAGCGACUCCGCGAGCGGCUUCAGAUGACCUCAUUCCAGUACCGGACCGGCCAUCGGACCUGAGGAGCUGGGGCCUGAAUCCCGGCCCACUCACCCCUCUGCUGCUAGAUGCCAUGUGACAACACUUUUUAUGGUUUUGGGACAUUUUUUGUGUACAGUUUGCACUUUUCUGCAGUUUUUGAUAACACUGUUAAGUGACCAGUAAGUGAACUUCUAACUCUAUCCAAAAAAAAUGGAAAAAAAAAAAACUUUUCUGGAUAUAACUUCAUACUUGGUUUUUACAUCACUGUCAUAAGUGACUGUUAAAAUUGCAGAAAGCAAGAUGAUAGGUUUUUUUAAUUAUUUAUUAAAUUGAACUGCUCCAUUGUGCUGUGCAUUUUGAUCAGCAGGGGGUGCUAAUUUUCACUCCAGUAAGCAUCCAGCCUGUCACUCAGUUGAAAGGAUUUAAGGUUGUAAUAUUUAUUUGGUCUGGAUCCUUUGUGAAUAAGGCUCGUUUUUACAUGCUGCACUUUCGAACCUCAUAAAAAUUUAGUGACCACCA
This is a messenger RNA of Paramormyrops kingsleyae, 4289 nucleotides long. RefSeq names its product centrosomal protein of 95 kDa. NCBI's taxonomy places the organism in Eukaryota, Metazoa, Chordata, Actinopteri, Osteoglossiformes, Mormyridae. Gene Ontology annotation, cellular component: spindle pole; centrosome. The record is from RefSeq and is a predicted model, not a curated record.